Molecule: messenger RNA, 1627 nt
Organism: Chlorocebus sabaeus (green monkey)
Lineage: Eukaryota; Metazoa; Chordata; Mammalia; Primates; Cercopithecidae
Source: RefSeq, a predicted model, not a curated record
UCUCUCUAAGUGAUGGAGGGCUCUUGUAGUCUCUGAGAUUCUAGCUCUCUUCCUUCUAAUAAUUUACCAAUAACCCAGUAAUAGCCUCUAAAUCCUUUCAUAUUAGCGAUGCUCAUUUCUCUUCAACAGAACAGAACCCCCCCAUCCCUCUGCCUGAUCAGAUCCAUCACCAGAGAGACCAUGUUACCUCUGGGACUCACUUCCCUCCCUUUAUUUAUUGACUGGGGGUGUCAGAACGCCCCCACUGGAUACAAUCACACAGUCACGUCCCUGCCUCCCCGACAAGGGUCUGUACAUCUUUCAGGGUAAGCCUGGCCCCAGGGAAACUACUAACAACAUUAGCCAAUCCCGUCCCAAAGACUCAAGGCUGCUAUGCCCAUAGAACCUGUCAUCCCCAAUCAAUACUUCUCCCAGAGACCCCUGGCUCCCUAUUUUCAUCUGACUUCUCCCCAUGUCUUUACUCACGGACAGAUAAGCCCCAGAUGCAGAAAUGCAACACCUGAUUCCAGGUGACUGAGUGUGGCCGGCCUUCACUGAUUUCUCCCUCCACAGGACUGGAAAGACUCAGGCUGUUUCUCUUGCAGGUCAGACUGCUCCCGGUGCCAUGAAUCGAGACGACGCCUUUGCAAAGAGACCCAGGGAUGAUGCUAAAACAUCAGAGAGGAGAAGCAAGGCCUUUGGUGAUAUUGCCAAAUACUUCUCUAAGAAAGAGUGGGAAAAGAUGAAAUACUCGGAGAAAAUCAGCUGUGUGCAUGUGAAGAGAAAGUAUGAGGCCAUGACUAAACUAGGUUUCAAUGUCACCCUCCCACCUUUCAUGCGUAAUAAAUGGGCCACAGACUUCCAGGGGAAUAUUAAUAAUGACCGUAACCGCAGGAAUGAGGUUGAACGUCCUCAGAUGACUUUCGGCAGGCUCCAGAGAAUCAUCCCGAAGAUCAUGCUCAAGAAGCCAGCAGAGGAAGGAAAUGAUUCAAAGGGAGUACCAGAAGCAUCUGGCCCACAAAAUGAUGGGAAACAGCUGUGCCCCCCGGGAAAAGCAAAUACCUCUGAGAAGAUUAACAAGAGAUCUGGACCCAAAAGGGGAAAACAUGCCUGGACCCACAGACUGCGUGAGAGAAAGCAGCUGGUGAUUUAUGAAGAGAUCAGCGACCCUGAGGAAGAUGACGAGUAACUCCCGUCGGUGAUAUGACACAUGCCCAUGAUGAGAAGCAGAACGUGGUGACCUUUCACGAACAUGGGCAUGGCUGCGGACCCCUCGUCAUCAGGUGUAUAGCAAGUGAAAGCAAGUGUUUACAACAGUGAAAAGUUGAGCAUCAUUUUUCUUAGUGUGCCAAGAGUUCAAUGUUAGCAUUUCCAUUGUUUUUUCUUGCAGUGUGCCAUUCUGUUAGAUAUUAGCAUUUUCAUUGACGAGUAAGACAUACUUAAUGCGUAUUUUGGUUUGUACGUCCAUGCACCUCCCUUAGGAAACAAGUAUAGUCAGGUAUUCUCUGCAUAGAACAGCACUACCCUCCUCCCUACCUAGAUGUGACUACUGAGGGCAGGUCUGAGUGUUUAAUUUCCGAUUUUCCUCUGCACUUAUACACACACACACACAUACACACACACAACAAAUACACACACAAACACACAC